Molecule: messenger RNA, 2712 nt
Organism: Cydia splendana
Lineage: Eukaryota; Metazoa; Arthropoda; Insecta; Lepidoptera; Tortricidae
Gene: Atg1
Product: serine/threonine-protein kinase unc-51
Exons: 17
Coding region: 289-2547 (752 amino acids)
Biological process (GO): axon extension; autophagy of mitochondrion; reticulophagy
Cellular component (GO): autophagosome; phagophore assembly site; cytosol
Molecular function (GO): ATP binding; protein serine/threonine kinase activity
Source: RefSeq, a predicted model, not a curated record
ACAACUACAUCGCAAAAUCAACACAAAAUAAAAUCACUUCUAAACAUUUUGCGGGUUUGCGUUCAUUGUGUGUUGUGUAUUGCUACAGAAACAAUGAUGCGUAAGCGGGAGUGUAUAUAAAGUGCAAUAAAGGAUUCAUCUCAAUAAAAGGAAGUGAUUAGGAGGACAUUAUUAUGCGUUGAUCAGAAUGUAGCACCUAAUCAAGUUCCACAGUGCGAACCUAAUUAUUAAAAAAAUAUAGUAUCGAUCUUUUUUGUACAGGACUAAAUAAAUAUAAACUGUUUAAAAAUGUCUGUGGUUAAAGGAAAGUUAGUGAAAAUGGAAGUAAUACAAGUAGGUGAAUAUGAAUUCACCAAACAAGAUAUAAUAGGACACGGAGCCUUCGCGAUGGUUUACAAAGGAAGGAAGAGAAAGAACGCAUCGCAAUCAGUGGCCGUAAAGGUGGUAACGAAGAAAGGAAUUCAGAAGGCUUCAGAGAUUCUCGUGAAGGAGAUCAAAAUCCUACGAGAGCUCACAGCACUGCACCACACAAACCUCGUGGCCAUGCACGAUUGUAUGGACAGCCCCGCUUAUGUGUAUGUCGUCAUGGAGUAUUGCAACGGUGGUGACCUGGCAGAUUACCUGCAGGCCAACCGGCUGCUGAGCGAGGGCACCAUCCGUCUGUUCCUGCGGCAGCUGGCCGAGGCCAUGCGCGCCAUCCACGCCAAGGGCAUCGUACACCGUGAUCUCAAGCCUCAAAAUAUACUUCUCACACACAACGUUGCGCCGCCCCGCACACCACAUCCCUCCGAAAUUACUCUUAAAAUUGCCGACUUCGGCUUCGCGAGGUUCUUAGAAGAAGGCAACAUGGCGGUCACGCUCUGCGGGUCACCGAUGUACAUGGCGCCAGAAGUGAUAAUGUCGCUGAAAUACGACGCCAAAGCGGACCUGUGGAGCCUGGGCACCAUCGUGUAUCAGUGCCUCACGGGCAAGGCGCCCUUCCAGGCGACCACGCCCCACGAACUCAAGGCCUUCUACGAAAACAGCAUCGAUUUGCAACCCAAGAUGCCCGCGGGCACUAGUCCAGAACUCUGCAACCUGCUGAUCGGCCUGCUGCGACGGAGCCCGCGCGAGCGCAUGCCGUUUGAAGCUUUCUUCAACCACCCCUUCCACCAACGACCCAGGACCACCUCCUAUACGAGUUUGGAUUCGGACCUGCCCGACAUAAUGGAGAGCGAGUUAGAGGCCCCGGCAGGGGGCGAGUGUUGCCUAGAGGAGUCAUUGGACAGCCAGGCGGCGGGAUCCGCGCCGGCGGCGAGCGCGGGCGGCGCGGCGCGCACGCCGCCCGCGCCGCGCGCGCUGCAGCCGCCGCCGCCGCAGCUGCAAACACUCGCACCUCAUAAUACUAAGAAGCCGACGUCCUCCGCCGAGUCGUCGGACACGACCUGGGCGGGCGAGGACGACUUCGUGCUGGUGGAGGCGGACAGCGGGUCGGGCGAGUGCUCCGCGUCGUCGGGCUCGGAGGCCGCGCCGCGCCCGCGCACGCUCACGCUGCCCGCGCCGCCGCAGCAGGACCCGCCGCAGCCUGCUAAGAACCCGACGCCGUCCACCGCGAGCAUCCAGCGCUCGCAGCCGAUCUCAAUGCUGCGCUCCAACCACUCAAGGAACCCCACCAACCCCAUCGGAUCUCUCUCCCCGCCCACUUUCACGAUGGGCACGCCGCUGUCGACGCGGCGGCGCAGCGCGUCGGGCAGCUCGCCGCCGCCGUCGCUGUGGCAGGUGUCGCCCACCAACAACAGCCCGCUGCGCAGAUCCGGCUCAUCACCGCCGGUGCCGCUGGCGCUGAAGGGGUCGGGCGAGGCGUCGCCAAAGCGCGCGGCCACGCUGCCCGACGCGCUGCUGCGCGGCCUCAAGAUGCACAACAUGCACGACCCUCCCGUCUACAUACCCAACCUGCAGGAGGAGACCAUCCUGGCCGAGGAGCACAGCAAGGUGUUCUCGCAGCUGAACUUCGUGCUGAUGCUGGGCGAGCUGCUGGCCGACCUCGCCGUCUCCUGCGGCGCGCCGCUCGCCGCGCUCAUGGACACCUCCGACGAGCGCUGCAACGAGAGCGUGCGGCUGGGGCUGCUGGUGCAGGCCAUGCAGGCGCUGGCGGCGGGGCUGCGCCUGGCCGCCGCGCACUACCGCGAGCGCACGCUGCAGCCCACGCCGCAAGUGCGCAACGUGGUCUCCCUGAUGAACGGAAAGUACAAAUGGAUCGUGAACGAGUCGCGGCGACUCCACGAGGCGGGCGUCACCCCCGCAGUCUGUGAUAAAAUACUCUACGAGCACGCCAUCGAACUGUGUCAGAUGGCGGCCAUCGAGGAGCUGUUCGGCGACAUGAAGGAGUGCGAGCGGCGCUACAUGUCCGCGCAGGUGCUGCUGCACUCGCUCGUGCAGCGCCACCCCCUCCACCCGCACCACCGCACCACGCUCUCCAAGUACCGAGACGCGGUGCAGAGGCGGCUGAACUGCCUGAAGGGGCCGCGCAAGAUCAUGGACGUGAAGCUGGAGGCCGGGGUCUCAUAAUGCAAUACGCGACCGGCGACCUAUAUAGUACCCUAAUAGUAAGCGUAAGCGACGCAAAAAGAGAAGUGAUUUUAUUUUGUUGUCGACAGACUCACAGUGAGAAAAUUAUGAAUAAAACAAAGUAUAUGGGAAUAAGUGAAUAAAUAUCAAUUAACGAUCGAUGUA